UAACUUAUUAUAAAGACUGAAUGAUUAACUGCUAACGAAAAAUGUUCAUGGACACAGUAUUAUAUAUUUUCUUUAUUUUCAUACAAAUUGAUAUAACGUUUGGACAGACUGAUCCAUGUGAAAGUUAUUCAACUUUAGACAAUGUUAAAAGGUCUGCUGGGUAUGUUCUUGACUUGGAUAAUGAUAUAGCAAUAAGUGAUGACAGACUUGAUCCUAGAUGGUAUAGAAUUGUUAGUGUAGCUGGAGAAGACAUGCCUACUGCAGCGCCGGGUACUUUCAGAUGCGGCUCGUGGUACCCGAUAUGGUUAGAUGGUACCCUACCAACGGAUGUAAACUCUGAAGUGUCACAACCUGUAUGCGUUCAAACUUUAAUUAGCGACUGUCAGUCCACCUGGAAUAUCGACAUUAGAAGGUGUGCUGGUGGAUUUCUUGUUUACAAUUUACUAAGUAGUCAGCUUACAAAGUCGGCUUAUUGUUUUGGGACAGAGGUGAAAUGUCCCGAUGGCGAGUAUUCUGAAACAGGAUAUUCACCUGGGUGUUCAUCUGACGUGCCCCCUGACACAUUUGUAUCUGUUGUUCAACCAGAACUGGCAGAAGGUGCUAUCUUGAAUCCUGCACUAGGACCUAGCUUAGAGCCAGUAUUUAAAUGCUCGUUUACUGAAGUUGCUGGACAAGCUUAUGUGUAUGAUGUGUAUUGGUUCAUAAAUGACCAGUCUGUAGUUACACAUAGAAGACUUGAGUUCCCCAACAUCGACCAAGCUUUAUUGCGUCCGAAUGACUGGGUCGGAAACUACCAAAUGAAUAUGGUGGUGAAAUGUGCUAUUCGUGCAAGACUUGAUGCAAACUCUGUUCCUGGACCAUAUUUUUAUAGCGAUCUGUUUGAAGCCGGUGUAAAGCCUGAUAAAUACAACUAUCAAAUAGUCGAAGGACAGGAAAUAGCAAUUCCAUUUAGGGCUUCAGUCCCUGUUGGUUGCAUUGGUUCAAUAGAUUUAAUAAAGAGACAGUGCACACAUACACUGAAAGUAUCACAGCCGGAAUAUCAAGAUAGUCCAGAGGAAACAUGCACAACAAACAUUGAACCGCAGUCAUUAGCAUUUGAAACACAGGAUUGUGGGAUAACACUUUCAACGACGAACUGGAACGAGCCUGUUUAUUUGAAUGUUACUGGAUACGUUGAUAACGUUUACAAUUCAUUUGAUAGGACAGGUAACAUUCGAAUAACAACAGAAGCAAACAGUGUAACAGAUCUCUCAGGUGUUUGGAAUACAGUGAAUAUACCAGAUAUUCAGGUGGUAGUGUCUGAUCAUGACUCUGCGAUGACAUCUCGCAUAUGUCGUACGUGGAAUGACCCGCGGUACCAAACUGCUGAUGGCCAUAGUUUCUGGCAUCAUGGCUCAGGAGAGUUUAUUUUAUACAAACAUAAAAGGUAUCCAUAUUGGGUACACACGUUGACAACAACCUGCCCGCAAGGAUCCUGCAACUGCGGAAUUGCAGUUCGAAGUCACGACUCUCUCUUUGUAAUCCGUACUUGUGAUGUAAUCGCAACAGAGUUUUAUGCGUCAGGAAGAUAUUAUCCAAGCAUAUCAUAUGCUGUUUGUGAUAAUAAGCACAUGGUCAUUGAAAAAACGUCAAAUGGUUAUAAGGUCACGCUUCCAAUAGGCACAGAAAUUAGUAUUCAUGUGAGUGGAAACUGGAUUCCAACAAUUACGCUAAAACCCUCUGCCUUAGAUAUUGAACAAAGUGAGGGCAUCUGUGGAUUUAUUAGCCAAACAAAAGAUUCAUCAGAUGAUUUCGUACCAAGAGGAUCAACAACUUCAAUAUCAUCAAGUACAGAGUUUGUGAAUUCAUGGCGAGUCACUCAGAAUUCUACAGAGGAAUUAUUUUCACCGUUUCCAAUUUUUACAUCAGAAGAUUUGUUUUUAAAAGGAUAUUGUAUAUGCGCCAGUGAAGCAGGUCAUAAUGAUGAUAUUACAGUUUUUACAGAUGUCCAUUGUAAUCUAACAACGCCAAUGAUACAAUGUAAAAACACACGAACACCACUAGCAGAUAGGUUAUAUCAAGAAUGUCAUACUACAGUGACAACCAGGCGAAAAAGGGACACUUCAGAUAUGGAACUUCAUGAUAAAAUAAUUGUAAAACGAAAUGUUUUAGAUAGUGAUGAUAUAAUGGAAGAGAAAACACUGACAUAUGAUGCAAAUUACAAUCAAGAUUAUUUACCACCAGAUCCUGUAUGGAGAAAUGGAUGGUCAGAAGAAUCAGCAAGGCAGGCGUGUACCAAUGGACUUUCAGAGAUGCCUGCUCUUGCCUUAUGUCAGAUGUAUGGCCAUUUAGUUUUAUCAUACUACAUAGAAUCAUGUGUAAUAGACGUUAAGAUAGCAGGCAGUACAGAAUUCCUUCAGUAUACCAUCUGGUUAAUGGAGGAUGCUUGUAAAUAUGAAAUAAACAGAAACGAAACUCUCUUCACAAGUACCUCUGGUAGUGAUGGAAAUUCUGUUCUCCAAAUGAUACAAAAUCUGUUAUGUCCUUCUAACUGUAGUAAUCAUGGUCAUUGUAACAAAACUGAAUGUGUUUGUUAUGAUGGGUAUAUUGGAUCUGAUUGUUCGACCUCAAUAUCUGAACCACCACGAGAAGUAACUGUACCCGACGAAGGAUUAUGUCGAACUAAGUCAAGAGCAUGCAAAAAGACAAACAUUUUUGGAGUGUUUCACACACCGGUUGUAUAUUGCAAAUUUCAACAUUUUACUAUUGCUGAGGAUGGGAAACAACUUUCUGGGAGUACACAGAUCAAAACAGCUGUCUUUUCAUUUGACAAUAUGAUUUCCUGCGAAUUCCCGGAGUCAAGGAAACGGCGAUCAACAUACAACGAUGCAGAAGGAUAUGAUAUAUAUCUGUCAUAUGAUCAAAUAAAUUACGGCGACUCGGUCACCGUUAUACUAUUUCCAGAAGACUGUUUGGCUUGUAAUGUUUCAACAUUAACUUGUGUUGAAGUAGAAACUUGUCCAUCAGAUACUGAAACCCAUGAUGUUAAAGACACAAAAUCAGGUAGUCUUCCGACAGCCAUCAUAGCUGUUAUCAUAUCAAUAGUUGUGUUCAUUACAAUUGUGUCAGUGCUUGUCUGGAUGAAAUAUAAAAAGUCCAAAGAAAGAAAACAGCGACGAAAUAGUAAUCAAAGUGAUCAUAGUAUAUUCCCAAAGACAGGUAUUCAUAACGAAAACUGUCCACCAUGCUCAACAGGCGUUCCAAUGCAGUAUAGAAAAGACACAAGUGACCUAUCGAUUGCAUGGACAGAAGGAAACGCUAGCCCAGUAGAUCUCUUUAGAGCUAAUUCAUAAAACUAAUUAAGUCAUCAUAAACUCUGUAAAACCAUCAUUUUUUUAAAAAUUAAAACAAAACCAAGACACUCAUCUAAUGCAACCAUAAACAAUUCCUUUAUUGAAAAGAUAAUGUAUGAUACGAACUAAAAUCAGUCCACUAAAACGGUGCGCGGUAUCAACAUUUUAGAGUUUAAAAUAUUUCUCAAUUAUGCUAAUUUUUUGAUCGAUGAGUGGAUAGCUAUAGACUGACGAAUUAAAUAGUAAUGACAGAGUGAUAUUAAUAUAAUUAUUUAACCAUACCUUUUGAAUAUUGACCGAAAUAGUGUUAGAAAAAAGAGAUGUGGUAUGUUUGGCUUUCAGACAUCGACCCACCAGAGGCAAAAAUACGAGGAUAUGAUAUUAUACAGGGUAUUGUACGACUUUCAGUGAAAAUAAAAAAAAACUCAAAUCCGUUUAGUAAGCUUUAACAUGUCGCGUGAUAAAAAAAAACCCCGUAAAUAACUUGUUUCAUGUUUCAUGUUUCAUUUUUUGUAUCAUUAUACCAUAUAUAUCUACAUUGUUUAACCAAAUUUGGUAAGAAUUACAAAAAAAUGGAUUUAAGCUUGAAUUCUGUAACUUUCAAAAUAUGGCAUUGUGUUUUUUUACUUCAAAUUACAAGUAUUGCUUAUGACUUUGUUACAUGCGUGUACCUUUUGUUGUGUUUUUCAUUUUAUUUAUACCUUCAUUUCUCAUUGUUUGAGGAUUUGAUUUGAUUUUAUAUGUCUUUAACUGUGUGUGAUAUGUUAAAACUAAUUUAACACUUAAUCAGUUGUUUAAAGCACUCGUGUGUUGGUGAAGAUUGUAUGCGGAUCACUGGUUGUAUUCUGAGUUUUUUUGUGUUGAUUAAGAUUAACAUAAAUUGCUUGUACAUCUGUGUUUUAAAUUUAUAGCACUCUUUAAUGGAAAUACGGAAAUGUCUAAGAGACCACCAAAUCAAAAGGCAGGAAAAAAAGUAUAGCCCAAUUCUUAUUCAUAUGUUUCUUUAUUUUUUUAUUGUUUACUAUUUUAUGAUGUUACUAUUUUAUAAUUACUAAUUUUACUGAAAACACACCUUCAAUUGGAGGUUUAAAGA
This is a messenger RNA of Mytilus trossulus (common blue mussel), 4425 nucleotides long. RefSeq lists its product as uncharacterized. The coding region runs from base 42 to 3332 and encodes 1096 amino acids. The record is from RefSeq and is a predicted model, not a curated record. The transcript is spliced from 18 exons. NCBI's taxonomy places the organism in Eukaryota, Metazoa, Mollusca, Bivalvia, Mytilida, Mytilidae.